AUGCCUGAAAGUACUAAAGAACAAAUUACAUCACCUAAUGAUACCAAACCGUCCUCACAACCGCUUCCUAAUGGUAAAAAACAAUUACUGACAAACGUUGCAAAUUCUGCAACAAAUUUUCUUCACGCAAUUCUGCCAAUGGAUGGAAAAAGUACAACUGCAAACUUAUCUACCUUAGUGAAUAAUAUUACAAAUCAGAAGCCCAGUACUUCCUCAACAUCAGCCACAUCAUUUUUACAAGAAGAAUGGGUAACAGGACAAAUAUACGAAGACAAAUCACCUGAAAAGUUUGCUAAUCAUAGUGCAAGUCAAUCGUUUAAUACAGAUUUUAACGUUGAAGAAUGGGAAAAGUGGACCAAUUCUUCUGAGUAUUCUGAGCACAAUAAUCUUUUUGAAAUGUCUAAACAUAAAUAUCCUUUUCAUCAUCACUUUCAUAAUCAGGAUUCUCUUCAUAAUAGCUAUCAACAAGAUGGUAUCGAAGUCAUCGACUUCUUAAACUCAUCUGUUUAUACUGAUGAAGUAUACAAUCCUAUAUUUGAGGAUGAGAAACAAAUUUCUUCUGGCUCUUUCAACAAAUCUGAGUUUAAAUUGGAUGAAUUUUUGGAGACAGCAGAUAGUUUGAUAUAUUUAACACAAACAAGAUACACAUAUGACGUAUAUGGAAUGCCUUCAUUUUUUAAAAGACUAGUUGAUGAGGCAAGGGAUGAAAUUUUCAAUGAACGGGAUUCAAAAUGUUCAAGCGAAGAGACAAAUGAAAGUCAUCGUAGGACAGGGAUAGAACGGUUAAAAAUGGUGAGGGACCAUUUGGUUAAAAAAAAAGAACAGAGUACAGAUAAUGAGAUGCGCAAAUGGUUAGAUAAUUGGACUGAGAAAGACAUGGAUCAUCUUUGGAAUAAUUAA
Dentiscutata erythropus is the source of this 900-nucleotide messenger RNA. Lineage: Eukaryota; Fungi; Glomeromycota; Glomeromycetes; Diversisporales; Gigasporaceae. The record is from the annotation of a GenBank genome assembly.